Molecule: messenger RNA, 1627 nt
Organism: Baudoinia panamericana UAMH 10762
Lineage: Eukaryota; Fungi; Ascomycota; Dothideomycetes; Mycosphaerellales; Teratosphaeriaceae
Exons: 2
Coding region: 380-1471 (363 amino acids)
Source: RefSeq, a predicted model, not a curated record
ACCCUCACCUUUAGCGGACAGCAUUGAGCAAACUAGCGCUCCACGGUUUCUAUGGCAUCGCUAACUCAGCUCCCGGUAGAGCUUAUCGAACAAAUUAUCAGCGUCUGCGACUUUGGUGGACUCAAGGCGCUCAGACUGGUCAACAAGCCGCUAAGUAACCUGGCUACGCCUCUUGUCUUCAAACACCUCUACCUUGGCUUCUUUCAGCGACACCUUGUCCAUCUCGUUCAUCUCGUGGCCAGCCCGUUGGCUAAGUACGUAAAGAAGGUUACAUUAUUCUCAGAUGUAAUACCUUCCUGGUCUUACGAUCAAUGGCUCCCACAUAUCGACUACCGACCCGGCUAUCGCGAGUGGUGCAUAGACGUUGGGCUCAGUCCCGAUGACCGCAUUGGAGUUCACGAUCCGCUUGAAAGCAGGCUGGACGGCAUACCAAGCUCUGCACCAAGAGCAGCAGAGUUGGCGUCAUGCUACAGAGAGCAGAGUGUUCCAAGCCGCUUUUGCUCUGCUACCUAACGUGGAGCAGGCAGCGCUAAAGUGCGCUGUUCCCUUCGAAGGGAGGACGAACCUUUGGCCCGUCUGGAAAACGUUACGACGGGAGACGCUCGUGGGGCCUGACGAUUGGAUGUUCACCCACGCUGCACACGACAGUCUGAUUGACACACCUGAGUCCGACUACAAGCAUGGUGGAGCUGCUCUCUGCCUGCUUCAAGCGAUCGGAUAUCGAGGGCAAUUCUCGGGUACUCACCAUAUCACCGAGCUCGAAAUGCAUAUCACCCACAAGCGAGCCUAUAGACAGAUCCUAAGCGAUAGUCUUGUGCCGGAUCCGCGAGCGACGCUACACAUAAUCGAUGCGGCAUUUCUUCAUUUGACCAAGCUAAGACUAGUACGACCUCAUGCAGCCGACAGUGAGCUUGUCAGCGACGGCACUGCAGCGCUGGAAACAAAAGACCAACUUCUGUUUGCGAGGAAUCUUAAACGUUUGGAUCUCACCUUCAAUGAUGCCACUACUGUGUCCGCGGACCGCACUGGCACGAUUGCUCCGCUACAUCAUAUUUUCAAUGUUCUCGGUGGUGGCCCGUAUUGGUCCGGGCUUGCCCAACUCAACCUAUCCACUAAUGUCGAACCCAAGGCAUUCAUCGCCUUCCUCAAUAGUCACGCGGAUACACUGAAGUAUCUGGAGUUAAGAGACAUGGCUGUCAACGAUGUCCCGGCAGUGCUUACGGCCAUCCCCGCAAUCCUUGCACUGAAACGUGUCUAUUUAGAAUGUGUGUGGCACUGGAAUGAGGAGACUGACUCCAUGACAUGCCUUUUUGAACAAGGAAGCGAUGUGUCUGCAGAGUUCGAGCGCAGUACCAGGGCCUGGCUGCUCAGGGAGCAGAACUUGCGACCAGAUUUUGAGGCCAACCUCUUCCACGAGGACGCGGCUGGUGACGACGGCCAAACUACUGGGGGUGUCGUUGACGAUGAUUAGAAGGGUAGUAGCGAUGAGGUCGCAUGAAUCGCUAGGGAACGGAGCCUUCAUAGCGGUUACAUGUGCCGGUUAGAGGUCAUGAUCGCUAAGGUGGAACAGUCUUGUCUCAGCGACUGCGCGAGCUCGACGUGCCACUCGACCUCAACAUUCACAAGG